This is a messenger RNA of Sesamum indicum (sesame), 2291 nucleotides long. It is a transcript of the gene DEG2, whose product is annotated as DEGP protease 2. NCBI's taxonomy places the organism in Eukaryota, Viridiplantae, Streptophyta, Magnoliopsida, Lamiales, Pedaliaceae. Gene Ontology annotation, molecular function: protein binding; serine-type endopeptidase activity. Gene Ontology annotation, biological process: proteolysis. The record is from RefSeq and is a predicted model, not a curated record.
GUGCGCUAAUCAAAUUGACCGUUUUUAUAUACGUUACAAAAGGAUAAGGAAACCGCAGACCUACUUCACUCUCUCUUCAUUGUUGAACGUUUAAUGGCAAUCGCAGCCGCAAACUGCUGGUUCUCCACCGGCUGCACCACCACCUACAGCCUCUUCUCCACUUCGCGUAGGCCGACUUAUUUGUCUAGUGUUCGUAAACCCUCCGAUGAUCAGAAUCAAGCUCCGAUUCAAGGAAAACCCAAGAAAUCCCUCUGUAAAUUCGGCAUUCAGAAUGAAGUUAGCACUCUGAAAUUUAAGCUGAAAUCAAGAGAUGAAAGGUCCUUUCCAAAUUCUGAGGGUAGAAGUGAUUGGAAUAAAGCUGGACGGUCCCAAUCAACAGUGUUCAAAUCACUUGGUGUACAGAAGAAAGAAAGCCAGGGAAUUCUGGUUGACUUGAAGGAACAACAGGUUGAGGCGGGUAAUCUUCAGAAUGCUUCUUUCCUUAAUGCUGUUGUUAAGGUUUACUGUACUCAUACUGCCCCGGACUAUUCCCUUCCUUGGCAGAAACAACGACAGUACACAAGCACAGGAAGUGCUUUCAUGAUUGGGGAUGGGAAGCUAUUGACAAAUGCACACUGUGUUGAACAUAAUACACAGGUCAAAGUGAAAAGAAGAGGGGAUGAUACAAAGUAUGUUGCCAAGGUCCUAGCAAGAGGCGUAGAAUGUGAUAUAGCUUUGCUUUCUGUUGAAAGCAAGGAAUUUUGGCAAGGAGCUGAGCCUCUUCAUUUUGGAUGCUUGCCUAAUUUGCAGGAUGCAGUGACUGUUGUUGGUUAUCCUCUUGGAGGAGAAACCAUUUCAGUGUCGAAGGGGGUAGUAUCAAGAAUUGAGGUAACAUCAUAUGCUCAUGGAUCUUCUGAGUUACUUGGUAUUCAAAUUGAUGCCGCAAUAAAUCCUGGUAAUAGCGGUGGCCCUGCGUUCAAUGACAAAGGAGAGUGCAUUGGGGUUGCGUUCCAGGUAUACAGAUCUGAUGAUGUUGAGAAUAUUGGUUAUGUGAUUCCAACGACAGUUGUAUCUCAUUUUCUUGAAGAUUAUGAGAAGAAUGGGAAAUACACCGGUUUUCCUUCUCUUGGUGUGUUGUUGCAAAAAUUGGAGAAUCCAGCUUUGCGGGCAUGCUUAAAUGUGCCAACUAAUGAGGGUGUACUUGUGCGAAAGGUUGAACCAACUUCCCAUGCCAAUGCUGUGUUGAAGGAGGGGGAUGUCAUAGUAAGCUUUGACAAUGUUCGCGUUGGGUGUGAAGGAACAGUACCUUUCCGGUCAUCUGAGCGCAUUGCGUUCCGCUAUCUUAUCAGUCAAAAAUUUACGGGAGAUGAAGCAGAACUUGGCAUUAUUAGGGGAGGGCAGUUUCUGAAAGUUCAAGUCAUUUUGGAUACGCGAGUACAUUUGGUUCCAUAUCACAUUGAAGGAGAUCAACCAUCAUAUUUAAUAGUUGCUGGUUUGGUGUUUACACCUCUUUCAGAACCUCUGAUAGGGGAAGAAUGUGAAGAAAGCAUUGGGUUAAAAUUGUUGACUAAAGCACGGUACUCUAUGCCAAGGUUCAAAGGAGAACAGAUAGUAAUCCUAUCGCAGGUUCUGGCAAACGAAGUAAACAUUGGAUAUGAAGAUAUGAGCAACGAACAGGUUUUGAAGUUAAAUGGAACUUGGAUCAGAAAUAUUCAUCACCUGGCCCAUCUAGUCGAUUCUUGCAAGGAAAAAUAUCUAGUGUUUGAAUUUGAAGACAACUUCUUGGUUGUUUUGGAGAGGGAAUCAGCUUUAGCUGCUUCAGAGAGCAUCCUCAAAGGCUAUGGAAUUCCAUCAGAAAGAUCAGCCGAUCUGUUAGAUCCGUAUGUGGACCCUGUCAGCCAAAACGAACCCAUAGAUCAACGUGAGUUUGGCGACAGCCCUGCUUCAAAUUCAGAGAUUGUUCAUGACGGUCUUCUUUGGGCGUAAGUGCUUCAUUACAUUUUAAUAAUAAUUGAAAAUUUCUGCAUUUAUGGUGCAGAAGUUAAUUUUUGUAGAAUGUAGGUAUAUUUGAUUGAGGGUCUGCAUUUGACCCUGAAACCAUCGACAGCCCUUCCCCCCAACCCUACUCAUGUUGUUUUACAAUUCACUUGGGGGCUUGGGGUGGCAGAGCUUGCUCUGGGGGCUGUUGAAUUGUUGUGAUAUUAGGUGAUGGAGAAUAGUAAUGUCGAUUCUUUGUAAUUUAUAAAACUAGACAUGUGAUCUUCAAACCGAAACUCGUGGGAGAGAAUAGACCUGUCAACCCGCAUGAUUUA